Messenger RNA from Symbiodinium sp. CCMP2592, 1290 nucleotides. NCBI's taxonomy places the organism in Eukaryota, Dinophyceae, Suessiales, Symbiodiniaceae. The record is from the annotation of a GenBank genome assembly.
AUGAGCGGACCGAGCACUUACGAACCGAAAACCGGCGUGGAGCGUUGGCUUGACCAGCGCCUGCCGAUCGUGCGCCUGGGCUGGGACUCCUUCGUGGACUUCCCGACCCCGCGCAACCUGAACUACUGGUAUACCUUCGGCGGCAUCCUGACCGUCUGCCUGAUGAUCCAGAUCAUCACCGGCAUCGUCCUGGCCAUGCACUAUGUGCCGCACAUCGAUUACGCCUUCGCCUCUGUGGAACGCAUCGACCGUGACGUGAACUUCGGCUGGCUCUUGCGGAACAUUCACGCCAAUGGCGCGUCGAUGUUCUUCCUGGCGGUCUAUCUGCACAUGCUGCGCGGUCUGUAUUACGGCUCCUACAAGGCUCCGCGCGAGCUUCUGUGGAUCCUGGGCGUCGUCAUCUAUCUUCUGAUGAUGGCCGCCGCCUUCCUGGGCUAUGUGCUGCCCUGGGGCCAGAUGUCCUAUUGGGGCGCGAUGGUGAUCACCAACCUGUUCGGCGCGCUGCCGCUGAUCGGCACGCCGAUCACCGAAUGGCUGUGGGGCGGGUUCUCCGUGGGCAACGCCACCCUGAACCGCUUCUUCUCGCUGCACUAUCUGAUCCCGUUCCUGAUCGCCGGGAUCGUGGGUCUGCACGUGUGGGCGCUGCACGUUCCGGGCAAUAACAAUCCGACGGGCCUGAGCAUCAAGACCAAGGCGGACACGCUGCCCUUCCACCCGUACUACACGGUGAAGGACGGCUUCGCGAUCAUCGUCUAUAUGAUCAUCUUCGCCUUCUUCGUCUUCUACUGGCCGGACGCUCUGGGCCAUGCGGACAACUAUAUCGAGGCGAAUGCCCUGGUGACCCCGGCGCACAUCGUUCCCGAAUGGUAUCUGCUGCCCUUCUACGCCAUCCUGCGGGCCGUGCCCGACAAGCUGGGCGGCGUGCUGAUGAUGUUCGGCGCCAUCGCGGUGCUGUUCGUCCUGCCCUGGCUGGACACCUCCAAGGUGCGCUCCAUGCGCUACCGUCCGCUGGCCCGCUGGUUCUUCGUGUUCUUCGUGAUCGCCUGCCUGGGUCUGGGCUGGUGCGGCGCAGAACUGCCGGACAACAAGGUGCCGGUGCUGGGUUCGAUCGGCCUGAACUUCCUCUGGCUCGGACGUAUCCUGACCCUGUACUACUUCGCCUACUUCCUGGUGAUCCUGCCGCUUCUGGGCUUCAUCGAGAAACCGAGCGCGCGCCCGGCCUCCAUCGAGGAAUCGGUCCUGGGCAAAGGCAAAUCAGACGCGUCGGCUUCCGCCGCGCCUGCUGAAUAA